UCUUCUUCUUCGCUGGUCCACUUUGUAUCCGUAGCAACUUACUUCUUACUCUAUCGUCUUCGAAUCUUCUUAUUUUUCUCAACUUACUUCUUCUUCUUCUUCUUCGCUGGUCCACUUUGUAUCCGUAGCCCGACUGCUAAUUCCUUUCUGAAUAUGAUCUCUCUCUCUCUCUCUCUCUCUUCUUGAUAGGUAUCGGAAUUUCAGAUCCUAGUUUUGCAUGGGAUCUGUCUCCAUAUAUUCGUCGGUUCUUCGAGUAUUCGUUACUCUGAAGCCGACUUUGUAGCUGAAGCAACUCUUGGUAACCUUCAGAAGGGAAGUCUAUGUACUGACUACCGAAGUGUUAAUCGUGUCGUACAAUCAUAUGAAGAAAGUGAUGUGAUGGCUGGGCAAUCUAAGCAUCCUUAUCAAUCUGUUUGGAUGGCUCGUUGGUUGCAAACAAGCUAUAAGUCAGUACCACAGGUUCAUAGCCGUUUAUCUCUUCAAUAUGAGAUCAAUGUAGGUGACAAUGAUACUAAGCAGCAUCUUUUACUUGGUGAACUAAAGCGAGCACCUAAUUUUGAAUCUGCCAAAGAAUGUAAACAAGUACCCGUAGGCAGAGCAGUUAAUAUUGUGAACGAGACUCUGAAAACAAGUUCAAAAAGCUUGAGAAAUGAAAGAUCUGAUUAUCAGUCCUUUCCAAUUUUCAAUCUUUCGUGAAAUAGAGAGCACAUUUCUGCUUUAGAUUCAGGGAAUGACCUGGCUGCAACCUCUCGUAGGCAAGUAAGAUCUCAAAUCAAUCUCAACUCUGGAUAUGAUACUGUAGCAUCAGGGGACUGUCUAUUGCAAUCUGGAGGUACCUCUCUGAAUCAUGUGAGAUCUGAAAAGUUUCUUGAAAAAAGCUUUGCUUUCUCAAAAUCUUUUCAGGUUGAUUUCGUGGGAUCGACUUCUAGUAUUCUGCCACACGGAUUCAGCGGUGGAAAAGCUCCAAUAGAAUCACUGGGGGGUAGACAAGAAGAAGUGAGUCAAUCGAGUUCCCUUAUAGCGUCCCGAGGACACUUCAUAAAUGCUAAUCCAGGACAUUUGGAACGUGAGCAUUCUAAUUAUCAUAGCUAUUCUGCAAUUUUGGUUCGUGAAAAGAAAAUAGGUGAUCGCCAAAAUUUGGGAAAGUCUGGGAAGUCAUUAAUAAGGGAGAAUAAUAUUGGUGGUCAAAUAUUUGGCGAGGCAACAGUAUCCCCCAAAUCUGAAGGAAACAAAUUUCGUGAAUUCCUUAGUGUAUCCCCUGAUUUUGGUUUCUGUGGUCAUCAAGGAGUGAAACUUCAACCACUAGGGAGCUCUGCAGAGUGUAGAGGUGCAGACAGUGAGGAAGGAAAUGCUGGAGACACUAAAAAUAUAGAAGUGGCAGUUAACUUAAGGAAUGAAUCGUCAGCUGAAACUGAUACCAUGGACAUGGAUGCUUUUCCGGACAAGAACCAUCUUUCUGGGCUUCAUGGGGAACCAGAAUACAACAUCAUCUCAAGCUACAGUUGAUUCAGCUAGAGAAGAAGUUGGAGAUACAACGCCAAACAAGGAUAUACUUGAUAUAAACCAAGAGGUUCCUGCUGUUCCAGGUGCCACAAGCCCAAUGGAUGAGGGGGAGCCAAGCAUCUCAAGAACCCAGAGCUUGGAUGUGGAACAUCUUAUUUCUCAAACUGAGCAGCAUACAGAUUCAAAGUUGAGUCGUUGUCCAGAUGGUGCUCAAGAACCAGAACUAAGCAGCAUAUGGGUAAAGCGUCUGAAACUGAGUGCAAUUGAUUCUUUUGGUCAUGGUACUAAGAGCUCAAAAAUAGAAGAUAUCUCAUCCCAUGAGAAGGCAAACAAGUUCUUAAACAAAAUCAUGAAAAGAACCAGAACUGACUCAGAACCCAGUAUGGGUAAACGCUGUGGUAAAGAGCCGAUGACACAGGAUCAGACUCCAAUGUUUUCGAGUAAAGAUGAGUCUGCUUCCAUGGUCUUAAUAAAGAAAGAUCGAGAGAUAACCCUUUCACAUUCUUGGAUUCAGCAUUGGUGUCAUAAUCAAUUUGUGAUGCCAAAGAAGAAGCCUCAGGCAAUGGUGAUUUGUGAGCCUCAAAGCUCAAAGGCAGUUUUGAAUGAGUACCAAAUGGAGCAGUAUCCAAGCACUGAAGCUAUGGCACUGAUGGGGAAGGCUAUGAGUGGUUUUUGUCGAUUUGAGUUCAGGAAAAGAGGAUCUUCUGUAGUUUGGAAUACGGAGGGCUUUUGAGAUAAUUUAUAUGAUAUGAUUCAAGCUGGCAACAAGUAGAAAUCAGUGUGCUGGUUUUUGAGGGCUUCAAGAGAAGUAAUGAGGGCAGCGUCUGGAGCUUUGAAAAUGCUCUCCAUUCUUGCUGUCCUUUCCCCAUCCAAUUGGGGAGCAGUGUCUGAGAGUUUGGAAGCCUAAAUGUUCCAGUGGUAUGUAUUUACCUGUAAUCAUAUUGUGAUUUUCCUUUUUUUUUUUUUUUCCAUUUUCUUUUAAAAAAUUCUCUUGAAGAAUACCUGUGUUUUGCUUUAGCCAUUUGAUGGAGAAUAUCCUUACAGGCAUUGUUUGUGAAGGUGGCCACUUUGGUAGCAUCAGGGCCACCUUAACUGCUGCCACUUCAUUUGGCGAGCUUAGAAGCACUCUAUCAUGAUGCA
This is a messenger RNA of Malania oleifera, 2643 nucleotides long. RefSeq names its product F-box protein At2g16365-like. Gene Ontology annotation, biological process: regulation of photomorphogenesis. The coding region runs from base 1394 to 2236 and encodes 280 amino acids. NCBI's taxonomy places the organism in Eukaryota, Viridiplantae, Streptophyta, Magnoliopsida, Santalales, Ximeniaceae. The transcript has 4 exons. The record is from RefSeq and is a predicted model, not a curated record.